Molecule: messenger RNA, 1670 nt
Organism: Bufo gargarizans (Asiatic toad)
Lineage: Eukaryota; Metazoa; Chordata; Amphibia; Anura; Bufonidae
Gene: GATA1
Product: GATA binding protein 1
Exons: 6
Coding region: 174-1286 (370 amino acids)
Biological process (GO): cell fate commitment; negative regulation of transcription by RNA polymerase II; positive regulation of transcription by RNA polymerase II
Cellular component (GO): nucleus
Molecular function (GO): RNA polymerase II cis-regulatory region sequence-specific DNA binding; DNA-binding transcription factor activity, RNA polymerase II-specific; zinc ion binding
Source: RefSeq, a predicted model, not a curated record
UGUCAGGGAGAGAGGAGGUGUAGUGUCUGCACUAUUAGUGACAAGUAUUACGCACGGAAAGGAUUAUCGGUUAAAGGGGUGACGGUACAUCGGGGGGGGAGGUCGACAAAAAGAGACUUGGGGUGAAGAAAGAAACUUAACGCGUCUUGUUGUCCAGCACGAGGUGCCCAGUAAUGGAAUUUACAUCUCUGUCCGGGAGCCAGGAGCCUGUCGCCCAGUAUUCAGAUUCCCACAUCACUCAAAGCAACGAGGAGCAUGAUUUCUUCUACAACCUGGGCAGCGACAGUAGCCCGUCUCAGUAUGGUGGAGCUGUCCCCAGCCGCGAGGUGACCGCUUUCCGUCAUUCGUCAGUGCAACAAACCUAUCCUCACUGGGCUGACAGUUCUGGAUUUCCCCACAACCUGACCACCUAUGGGAAAACGUAUAGUACGUUACCAUUGUACACAUCGACAGUUUCUCCUUUAGGGCCCCUUACCUCUCCCCCAUUGUAUUCUCCUGUACCAUUGCUACUGGGUCCAGCACCAUCAGCAGAACAUGAUGGGAGCCCUAAAUUUUUGGAGACAUUAAAGACGGAGAGAAUGAGCCCGUUGAACGGUGACCUUGUGUCAUUGGAUUCACGAAGUCCGAACAGUGAAGUUAUGUCUCAGAUGGGAUAUCUCGGGUCUCCACAGGACUUCAGUAACAGUCUCUUCCAACCAGCAGAAGAUCGAGAGUGUGUGAAUUGUGGAGCCACGGUGACCCCGCUGUGGAGACGGGAUAUCAGCGGCCAUUAUCUGUGUAAUGCCUGCGGCCUCUACCACAAGAUGAACGGGCAGAACCGUCCACUGAUCCGGCCAAAGAAACGUCUGAUUGUCAGCAAGAGGGCUGGGACCCAAUGUAGCAACUGUCACACAAGCACCACCACCCUGUGGAGAAGGAACAUGAGUGGUGACCCCGUCUGCAACGCCUGCGGCCUGUAUUUUAAGUUGCACAAUGUGAACCGCCCCUUAACCAUGAAGAAGGAAGGAAUCCAGACACGUAACCGGAAAGUGAGCAGCAAGUCCAAGAAGAAGAAGCCGCAGCCCUUGGAUGGUCUCUUUGAACCUCUCCAGAACGGCCUGGAAGAUCAAGCCAUGUACCCGUUUAGACCCAUCCUUCUGACUGGCCAGAUACCUUCUAUGGGACACUUAAUGCCUUGUUCGCCUCCUCCUCAUCACCUGAUUAGUCCUCCAAGGAUCCAUCACUCACCUCCACAUGUCACUUAUACACCCCAUAUGUUAUCGGGGGUCUCGUCUGCUCUCGGCUAAACAGCAGGGCAUCUCCUACAGCUUCUUCUACGUGUGGACCAAGGAUGAGCAGGGUCUGUCGGGUUUCUCAUUUAUACACAACUUUUUACGAGCCAUCUUCAGCUAUAAUGGUAUCCUCCCUCAUGCACCCCACUACCUCGUCCCCCUGGAGCCUGCAGAAGAAAACAGACAUUUUACCAUUUAUCAGCCGCGUGCUCUCUGUAUAUGUAUUUUAUAAAACAGUAUAUUACAAAACAGGAGUGAUUAUAGGGUGUAUUAUGAUGUGACUGUGGGGGGGCUGAGAUAGAGACAGAGGGCCGGACACUGCCCCGGGUUACAGAGACUUCUCCCUCGAGAUGUCUCAUUUUUAUUCCCAGAAUGCACAAUAAAAUAUGUCUCUUGUGA